AUGAACCAGAAUGACCCCUCGCCUGGCGGAUCGCUGUUCCAGCAAAUGUACAGUGCGCAGCAGCAACAGCAGCAGAUGCCGCCGCCGCAGGCAUACGGAGGCCAGCUUUCCCUGCAACCACCGCCUACUCCUCAGCCGCAGAAGAGCAGCCAGGGCGACGGCUAUGCACAAAACCCGUACACAGUUCCCCGAGAAGGCAUAGGUGCGCCGCCGUCAAUCUAUACCGGCUACAACUACCAGCCCCAGCAAAUGAUACCCCAGCAGUACAGCUACGCGGCGCAGCAGCAGCAGCAGCCCGCGCGCAUGCCGCCGGUGUACCAGCCGCCGGUCCAGGAUGACGACUACUACAAGGGUUUCCACGAUGGCGUUGUUCGUCCCUCUGGGCCGGUUUGGGGCAGCGCCGUCAGCUGGGUUGUACCUCUUGUGGUAAACGUGGCCUUCUUUGUCGGGCCUAUCUGGUACUUCCGGCGCAAGUACAUGCAUGCUAUGGCGAGUGCAACCGGCUCCGCUGCCGCGUCAGGGGGCAAGGGUGGUGCUGGAGGCUCGUCGAACAUGAUGAGCGGGCUCAUGGAGAUGAUGAACCCGAUGAAGCCGAAGAAUUUCCGCACCGAGGUGAAGGGGACGACGUUCAAGGAUGUUAUCGGCAUCCCUGAAGCGAAGGAGGAGCUGAAGCAGUACGUGGACUUCUUGAAGGAGCCGUCCAAGUUCACUCGCCUUGGCGCGCGGCUGCCGAAGGGGUGCCUGCUGACUGGACAGCCUGGCACCGGCAAGACGCUGCUGGCCCGCGCCGUGGCCGGUGAAGCGAGCACGCCGUUCUUUAGCUGCUCGGGCGCCGACUUCAUUGAGAUCUUUGGCGGCAGCGGCCCAAAACGUGUGCGUGAGCUCUUCGAGGAGGCGAAGAAGGCGGCUCCAUGCGUUGUGUUCAUUGACGAAAUUGACGCGAUCGGCUCGCGCAACCAGGGUGGCCGCUCGAUGGGCGGCGGCGGCAGCAGCGAGGAAAACCGCACCAUCAACCAGCUUCUCGCCGAGCUUGAUGGCUUGACAAGCAAGGAGGCGAUUGUGGUGAUUGCCGCCACAAAUUAUCCGGAGGCGAUCGACAAGGCGCUUCUGCGCGAGGGUCGCUUUGACCGUAAGGUGACCAUUCCCAUGCCGGAUCACAAGGCGCGCUGUGAGCUAUUCGAGUUCUACCUCAACCGCAUCAUCACUGGUGACCCGAACUGCAAGCCCAAGGUUCAGGUGUUCAAGACGCGCAAUGAGGCCGAGGCGGGAGGAAGCGGUGCUGCGCAGGCGUCUCCGUCGUCUACCCUGGCCAGCAGCGAGAAGGCCGCGACAGAGACGAAGGCACUGGUCACAGAGGACGCCAAACCCGAGUCGAUUAAGGUGAUCCCCGGCGUGAGCAACAAGGAGUACGCUGUCGUGCUCUCCGACCGCACCCCUGGCGUGUCGCCGGCGCAGAUUUCUACGAUCGUCAACGAAGGCGCCCUCAACGCGGCCGCGAAUGGGAAGGAGGUGGUGCCGCUGGAGGUGCUUCAGGACAGCAUCGACGACGUCCUCAUCGGCAAGAAGCACCGUCAGCGCAUGAGCAACGCAUCGCUGCACCGCACCGCCUACCACGAAGUAGGCCACUGCAUCAUGGCCUGGACGAACCCGCUGCAGAAGGACGUUAUUAAGCUGUCCAUCAUUCCUCGUGGUCGUGCCGGCGGGUACACGCAGCAGGUGCAGGACGAGGCGAUGGAGCCGCAGACGGACGAGUUUCUCUUUUCGCAGCUGUGUGUGCUUAUGGGCGGCCGCGCCGCGGAGCGAAUCUUCGAGAAGGACAUCUCGAUCGGCGCCAUGGACGACCUACAGCGUGCCACGCGCUUGGCGAUGGAGAAGCUGCUCAAGUACGGCAUGUCUAAAACAAUCGGCCAGCUCGCCUUCAAGCCAAACGAUAAGAAUGAUGGCCGCGCGUGGAUGACGUGGUCGGAGAAUCUGCACGCCAAGGUGGAGGCCGAGGCCCGCGCGCUUGUCGAGUCGGCCUAUGUGCACACAGAGAAGACCCUGUUAGCCCACAAGGAUAAGCACCAGAAGCUGGCAGAGUUGCUGCUUGGCAAAAAAGAACUGGACAAGGCGGACAUUGCUGGCAUCCUCGGCGCUCGUCCGGUGCUGAAGGCCUGA
Messenger RNA from Leishmania major strain Friedlin, 2157 nucleotides. RefSeq names its product putative ATP-dependent zinc metallopeptidase. Gene Ontology annotation, biological process: protein-containing complex assembly; mitochondrial protein processing. Gene Ontology annotation, cellular component: m-AAA complex. The transcript has a single exon. NCBI's taxonomy places the organism in Eukaryota, Euglenozoa, Kinetoplastea, Trypanosomatida, Trypanosomatidae. The record is from RefSeq and is a predicted model, not a curated record. Bases 1 to 2157 code for a protein of 718 amino acids. Gene Ontology annotation, molecular function: ATP hydrolysis activity; ATP-dependent peptidase activity; metalloendopeptidase activity.